Benincasa hispida (wax gourd) is the source of this 324-nucleotide messenger RNA. The record is from RefSeq and is a predicted model, not a curated record. Lineage: Eukaryota; Viridiplantae; Streptophyta; Magnoliopsida; Cucurbitales; Cucurbitaceae.
AUGUGGGCAAUAAAAAAGCUAAAUUUUGAUCUGACGAAUGCGGGAGAAGUCUGGAAGCUGCAGUUGCACGAGUUGGUCGAAUGGCGCAUGAAUGCCUAUGAAAAUGCCAAACUCUAUAAAGAACGAACCAAGAAAUGGCAUGACGAUCGCAUAAGCAAGAGGACGUUCUUCGUGGGAAAGUUGAAGUCCCGCUGGUCUGGGCCAUUCCGAAUCAAGACUAUCUUACCUCAUGGCCAAGUGGAGUUAACAAACGAGGAUGGAAACAAUGUAUUCAAAGUCAAUGGUCAAAGAAUUAAACCCUACUAUGGGGGCAAUGUGGAAUGA